Messenger RNA from Rana temporaria (common frog), 1393 nucleotides. RefSeq lists its product as uncharacterized. NCBI's taxonomy places the organism in Eukaryota, Metazoa, Chordata, Amphibia, Anura, Ranidae. The transcript has 3 exons. Bases 198 to 950 code for a protein of 250 amino acids. The record is from RefSeq and is a predicted model, not a curated record.
UCCCCCAUCUAAGAAAGCACAUUCCCCAUCCAGAAGAAAGAGUUCAGCCUCCAGUGUUGGAGGUGGAGCAGAGCCCCAGUCCCAUUCAUUGUACAAAGGACCUUCCACUAAAUAGAUGUGUAGCAGGAGCACAGAAGGCUGGUCGUGUGCCUUAUUCCUACCCACUCCAUUAUUCCCCCAACAAAUCCAAUGUGGAAAUGAAAGGCAAACCUGGACUGGGAGUCCUACUACUGCUAGCUUUAGUGGGAGCUAUUGUUUUUUGGCUGAGUAACACUGCAGCAGACAUAUUUUUCUUGCUUUCUGACGAUUCUACCACAACCCAUGGAUCUUCAGCUCCUCUACCUCAGACAAGAGCUUUUAAAAGCAGGACUUACAAUCUCAGCCUCUCUCCAGAGACACGUGAAAUUGAGGGGGGUUUAAUCGAGGAGACAACUUUUAACUUCACUGACAUCCCUACCGAGUCAGAAGAAGCUUCUUCCAAUACAACACCAACUGUAACAGAUAUCUAUCCCGCUACAACAGAAAGAUACAAUUUUUCAACGGAGCAUCAGGCCAAGGAUUUGAUUAGUUUGGGCCCAACUACUGUCCAAAGUCCCCCAGAUGAUACCACUGGAACUGUUCCUGGAACGAAUAUAGUUACGCAUCAUACACACUUACCUCUGAGAUCUUCCUUUACUGAAAAGGGCUCAGUUCCUGAAAAUACAACGGCGAAAAUGGAGACAAAUAAAUCUGCUUGUAUUCCCACCUCUAGUCUAACAGAUGCUGAGGUCCUGGCACUCGUUGUAGGAGCUGUAUUCCUCACUAUAGUACUGAGUGCUCUUCUCUACCAGUUUGUGGUAUUCAUGAGAAAGAAACAAACCCACAUAGACAGCUCCAUAUACAUCAUAGAAAAUGAACAUAACAAGCAGGACGUUGAAGCAAAUGGAUCACAACCAGAGACAAGGCUGUAAUAGACAACAACAUUUGUGACGGGAGUUAAUUCUGCCCAGUCAUUUCAUGGAAACAUUCUUCUGACCACUGGAAGUCCAAAAGGAUGAAAAAGCAGUAUUUCAUAGCCAAUCAAAUUUCAAUUUAAGAGAUGUUUUCUGAUUGGUUGCCAAGGGUUCAUUUAUCUUGUUACGUCAUCAUUGCUUUUUGUACAUGUAUAUUUAUACAUGAUAUAAAGUAAAACACUGGAAGAAGGGAGAAGUGGGGAUGUGGGCAGCAACCCAACCAGAUUCGAGUGGUCAUCUUUCAAUCAUUGAUUGUAAAAUGAAUGCAAGACUUAUCGUUUCCUCAGUAUCUCCUAACAGGAAUUUGAGACCAUUUUGUAAGAUCAUUUUUGCUCCAACUCUAAAAAAAAUUGUAUUUUUGGAAUUCUGUUGAUGAUUAACAAGGCUAUAAGUAUACUGUA